This is a messenger RNA of Athene cunicularia (burrowing owl), 1099 nucleotides long. RefSeq names its product CMP-N-acetylneuraminate-beta-galactosamide-alpha-2,3-sialyltransferase 2-like. The coding region runs from base 103 to 1062 and encodes 319 amino acids. Gene Ontology annotation, molecular function: beta-galactoside (CMP) alpha-2,3-sialyltransferase activity. The transcript is spliced from 7 exons. Lineage: Eukaryota; Metazoa; Chordata; Aves; Strigiformes; Strigidae. The record is from RefSeq and is a predicted model, not a curated record.
GUUGCAGCUUGCAACAAGCACUGGUGAGGCCACCAAGCCCGGGAGCAUCACCAUCACCUGGCCCUGCUCAGUGGCGCUUCCUCUGAGGAGGUGGCAUGAGGGAUGCUCUGCCAGAGGCACAUAUGGGUGGUGCUGGCCCUGUGCCUGCUGCUGGUCCUGUGGCAAUGUUUCCGAGCCCCCACGGAUGGCCUUGGCCCCUUCCCUUGGGCUCCCUCCCUCUUCGACACCCCUGCUGUCCACUGUGGUGCCAGCACCAACAGCUCCGCAUGGUUCAGUGCCCGCUAUAAUAUGUCCAUGGGGCUUCUGCUGACGGGGGCAGCCCAUGAGCUCUCCUCCGACGUGGUUCAGUGGUGGCUGACACUGCAGGGUCCCCCACGUGGCGGCCAACUCCAGGCCAUAAUUCAGCAGCUCUUCACUGUCCUCCGGGCUCCAACCAGCAGCAUGUGGGACACAUCUCGCUGCAGGACUUGUGCAGUGGUGGGAAACUCAGGGCGGCUGAAGGGGUCCGGCCACGGGCUGCGGAUUGAUGCCCAUGACUGGGUGCUGAGGAUGAACAGAGCAAAGAUCCCUGGCUUUGAGCUGGAUGUUGGCAUGAGAACAACCCAUCACUUCAUGUACCCAGAGAGCGCAGUGAACCUUGGGCCCAACGUCCACCUCAUCCUCAUCCCCUUCAAGCCACUGGACCUGCGGUGGCUGACCAGUGCAUUUUCCACUGGAGAGCUCACACACACAUACAUGAGAGUGAAACAAUUCAUCAAAGCUGACAGAAACAAGGUGCUGAUCCUGAGCCCAGCUUUCCUCAAGUACAUCCAUGACAACUGGACACAGCGCCAUGGGCGAUACCCCUCCACUGGCUUCACAGCCCUUCUCUUUGCCUUGCACCUCUGCCAGCAGGUCUCCGUGUUUGGCUUUGGAGCAGACAGCGAAGGGAACUGGCACCAUUACUGGGAGAAGAACCGCUGGUCCGGAGCCUUUCGCAGGACAAGGGUCCAUGAUGCUGACGUUGAAUUCAGCAUCAUUAACAGACUGGCAGCUGAAGGCAGGAUUUUGUUCUACAAAUGAUGCAUUUCCAAGCUGAAGUCAGGCUGUUAGCAUAGGA